Molecule: messenger RNA, 1277 nt
Organism: Maylandia zebra (zebra mbuna)
Lineage: Eukaryota; Metazoa; Chordata; Actinopteri; Cichliformes; Cichlidae
Source: RefSeq, a predicted model, not a curated record
UGAACUAUUUGAUGACCAUUCAGGUUUACAUUAUGUUGACAUUAGUGAUUUUCUCAUUUUGCGUCCUAUGUCACCACCAGGUUUAGACUCCCACUCAUUUUGUGAAAUAUCAAUAUCUACUCUAUAGCCUGUCAGUAAAACAAAGCUUCAGGGAGUAACUGAUACCUGAAACAUUUUUAUAUGUCAGUUUGACUUUAAGAUUGUUUGACCCAAAAAGUAUUACUAAUUGGAGUUCAGUUACAAAAAUAAGAUGGUAAAAGUGUAUGUUUGUGUGGUCUCUUAAGAUGAUCCCAACCAAGAGUUUUUAGAGGUGAAGAACCAGCAGGAGAAGACAGAAUCUUUUCCUUACAGCUUCACCGUCUGCAUCUCCACCAUGUUUGAUUUUACCAACGUGCUGCAGCUGGUACAGAGUCUUGAGAUGCUGCAGUUACUGGGAGUGAACAGAGUGGUUGUCUAUAAAACCAGCUGCAGUCCUGAAACACAACGAAUACUGGACUACUACACACAAAAAGGUUUACUGGAGGUGAUUCCUUGGUCUCUGUCCAGAUAUGUGAACGUGUCUCGUGGCUGGCUGCCUGAACAUGGUCCCGGUGAACUUCACUACUUUGGUCAGAUUCCUGCUCUCAAUGACUGCCUUUACAGAUACAUGUACCAGUCCAGAUAUGUGGCUCUACAUGAUAUAGAUGAGCUCAUACUGCCCCAGAAAGUCGUCAGCUGGGUAGAGUUGUUGCCGCUGCUGGAGAACAAAUAUGGUGCCAACAAGUGCUACAUGUUUGAAAAUAACGUGUUCCCCAUCAAUAUCAUGUUGGCUCCUCCAGCAUCCCAAAGUCUGCCACCACAGACUGACUGGAAGAAUGUCACUGGUGUGAACAUUUUGGCUCACCUGUACCAAGAACCAAUCAUUGAGGAGACUCAUUACAGUAACUUCAAGAUCAUUGUCAACCCUCGAGCAGUGUUUUCCACAACUGUUCAUGGGGUUCUGAAGUCACAGCAUGGCUGCUCCUGGAUUGACAGGAACAUAGCACGGAUGUACCACACAAGAUUUCCGAGACAACCCAACCUGGCAGAAGACAAGCUGAUUUAUGAUGGCAGACUGCUGAGCUACAGCGCCCACUUCACACCAGCUGUGAACAAAGUGCUCAGAGAGACUGGAUUCCUACCAGAGCACAGCACACAAUAGGCUUGGUGCAUAGCUAACUCCCUUUGAGAAACAGAAAAUAAACAAACAAAAAAAAAACAGGGGAAGUUUUAGGAGUGACGGCGAGAGAGAGAGAGAG